This is a messenger RNA of Cylicostephanus goldi, 390 nucleotides long. The record is from the annotation of a GenBank genome assembly. Lineage: Eukaryota; Metazoa; Nematoda; Chromadorea; Rhabditida; Strongylidae.
UUGCAUGCUGGUCACGAUUACUUUUCUUGGAAAAAAAAGUGCACCUUACCAUUCUUGGUUAACCGGACCUCGUGUGCUCAACCAUUCAUAACGUCUCCAGUAAGAUGUACUGAAGUAAACCGAAAAGAAGUACUGAGUCCAUUAUUGAGCCAAGGAUGGGAAAUGGUCGAAGGACGCGAUGCAAUUCGAAAGGUGUUCCAAUUCAAAGAUUUCAAUGAGGCAUUCGGAUUCAUGACAAGGAUUGCACUGAAAGCUGAGAAAAUGGACCACCAUCCUGAAUGGUUCAAUGUUUACAAUAAGGUGGACAUUACCCUGAGCACCCACGACUGCGGAGGACUUUCGCAGAAGGAUGUGACACUUGCGAAAUUCAUUGACACUGCGAAGAACUGA